AUGGUCCAGCACUUAAUCAAGAGUAAAUUUAAGGUGCAAUCACAAUUGACCAAGAAGCUGCCAAUGAGUGCGAAUAGAGCCGGAAAGUCCCUUACAAAGUACAAAAUUGUAUUUUUGGGUGAACAAGGGGUGGGGAAAACCUCUCUGAUAACCAGAUUUAUGUACGACACAUUUGAUGACCAUUACCAGGCUACAAUAGGCAUAGACUUUCUGUCAAAAACGAUGUAUCUCGAUGACAAAACUAUAAGACUGCAAUUGUGGGACACUGCAGGACAGGAACGUUUCAGAUCGCUGAUUCCAUCAUACAUACGCGAUUCCCACGUGGCAAUUGUGGUUUACGAUGUCACAAACAAGAAGUCAUUCGAAUACAUCGAUAAAUGGGUAGAAGAUGUGAAAUCAGAGCGUGGGGAAGAAAACGUUGUUCUUUGUAUCGUGGGAAAUAAAAACGAUCUUUCCGACGAACGACAGGUGUCUACAGAAGAAGGAGAGCGUAAAGCACAAGUUUUGAACGCCAAAAUUUUUAUCGAGACAUCCACUAAAGUUGGCUUUAACGUUAAAAAUCUGUUCAGGAAGAUAGCUAAAACUUUACCAGAGUUCCAGAAGUCUGACAGCGUUCCGCUGGAUGACAAUGCCACUAAGAACAAGCCCGAUGUAAUUGACAUCACAACAAAUGAAGAACAAGAACAAUCAAGUUGCCAGUGCUAG
This is a messenger RNA of Lachancea thermotolerans CBS 6340, 705 nucleotides long. RefSeq names its product Rab family GTPase YPT6 (gene YPT6). The transcript has a single exon. Gene Ontology annotation, molecular function: GTP binding; GTPase activity. Lineage: Eukaryota; Fungi; Ascomycota; Saccharomycetes; Saccharomycetales; Saccharomycetaceae. Bases 1 to 705 code for a protein of 234 amino acids. The record is from RefSeq and is a predicted model, not a curated record.